AUGGCUGAGGAAACAUACAAGGACUAUCUCGCUACACGGAUUCUUGCUGAGCACAAACCUGUGACUUACAGGCUGCUCAGCAGAGCACUCAAGACCAACGUCAAUACGGCGAAACGGAUGCUCUUUGAAUUCCACAAGAAACAGAAUACACGCAAACCAAACUCUGUCCAUGCCACCUAUCUCAUCACCGGUACACCCCGACGGUCCCAACAUGCGAAUGGCGCCAAACGCCAAAAGGGCGAUGACAACGACAUGCGCAGCUCGCCUUUCAUAAGCUCCAUGCCCGAGGCCGAAGAGGCGGAAGACUCUGAUUAUGUAAGCGGCUCUGACGAUGAGGAUACAUCUGCACCAAAAGGCGUGAAAGAGACGCAGGUGGUGCUAGUCCGAGAAGAGGAAUUGGAGGAGACUCGCGAAGAGUUUGAGGAAGGCGCAUCAGCUCAUAUUUACAGCUUGGAGCCUGGACCGCUCGAGAUUUUCGGAGUACUGUCGUUGUGCAAUCACGAGGCGGUGACACAAUAUGCAGAUGAGGAUCCUCUGCAGCGAUGGAAGACGUAUGGUUCGAUUCGAAACCAGCACAUCAAGAGAAGGACUGCCAAGUACGCUCCUCCGACUGCAUCCAGCGCUUCGAAACCUGCCGCGAAGCCCAUUGCGAAGCCUGCUGCCAAGUCUACAAUAACUGUGCCUACAAAGGAGAAGGAGAAGGAGGCUGCAGCUGCAAGGAGAGGGAGUGCGUCUGAAGAAAAUGCAUCGGAAAAUUCAACACCGCAGCCUCCUGCGAGCUCGAGUGCACUGAAGCAGUCUGAGUCUAAAUCAGGGGCAAAGAAAGACAAGGCGACGAGUGACAUAUUCAAGUCGUUUGCCAAAGCCAAGCCAAAGGCUGAAAAGUCAAAGGAUUCUACGCCCGCUCCUGUGGAAGACGAACCAAUGCAAGGCAUGUCGGAAGACGAAGGCGACCCAGAUGACGAGCCGGAGGUGAAAAUUGAUGAAGAAAAGAAUGAAGCCGCUCGCAAAGCUCGUGAGGAGCGAGCUGAGCGCUUGCGCAAGAUGAUGGAAGAUGAUGACGAGGAGAUGACCGAUGCGCCAGCCGCAGCAGAAUCACAGGCUGAGACUGCCCCUGCAGCUGCAGCAGAUGCCUCUGAGCCGACCGAAGGCGAGGCCACCGUGACCGUAUCCAACGGGCGCAGACGCGGGCGAAGACGAGUGAUGAAGAAGAAGAAGGUCAAGGAUGAGGAUGGUUAUCUGGUCACCAGAGAAGAGGCUGUGUGGGAAUCGUUUUCUGAAGAGGAGCCUGCACCCAAGAAGGCCAAGCCAGUUGUGCCGAAACCAGCCAGCUCGGCAAAGGGCAAGAAUGCUGGUAAGAAGGGACAGGGUAGCAUUGCGAGUUUCUUCAAGAAGGCGUGAUACUCGGUACGGGACUGGUGUGUUUGCUCGUAUCUUGCCAGCAUGAGACGUUUGAGAGGUACUUGUUACAUGCAUGUAAGUAUAGUCAC
This is a messenger RNA of Exserohilum turcica Et28A, 1490 nucleotides long. RefSeq lists its product as uncharacterized. Gene Ontology annotation, biological process: DNA strand elongation involved in DNA replication; DNA synthesis involved in UV-damage excision repair; DNA replication. Gene Ontology annotation, molecular function: DNA-directed DNA polymerase activity. NCBI's taxonomy places the organism in Eukaryota, Fungi, Ascomycota, Dothideomycetes, Pleosporales, Pleosporaceae. The transcript has 8 exons. The record is from RefSeq and is a predicted model, not a curated record. Gene Ontology annotation, cellular component: delta DNA polymerase complex; nucleus. Bases 1 to 1401 code for a protein of 466 amino acids.